AUGAGCGCCAUUGAGGGCGCGACUGGCCCAUGUCUGAUGUGGCCCGUCUCGGGGUCCCCAUCCAGGAAGACGGCAGUGACCAGCGCAGCUGAGUUUGCUGGUAAUGGCUUUCAUACUUCGCUCCCAAGUCAUUGUUUGACCGCCUCUGGCUCUCUUCCACCCUUCACAUGGUUGGGCGAAAACAGCCCUUCGAGGAAGUCGGUCGACUGGCAUACGCAGCACGUGGCCAAGCCAACGCAACCUAUGGAGCGUGAUCAGUUCAUCUAUCGAGGAGGACAGUACGACUUUACCCCCAGACCGCCCCGUGCCACGAUUGCUCGUAGUGCGGAGUCUCGCUGCUCCCCUUUGGCCUUCCUGGCAUGGUUAUACCUUGUGGAACGAAGUUCCAGCCAGUGUAGCCCGCGGGAUCAUUGCAGCACGCAAGCCCGACCACCACGUCAAGGUGGCAGCUUUAGGUCGAAGACGACUACUCACAGCAAGUUUCGAUGCCAAGAGCAGGGGAUAAGUGGAUGGUGGGACACGCCCAAGGAAAAGUACAGUGUGAAAAUGAUGCCGAAAGCCAAAGGGAUAGAUUACUAA
This is a messenger RNA of Opisthorchis viverrini, 579 nucleotides long. RefSeq lists its product as hypothetical. The record is from RefSeq and is a predicted model, not a curated record. NCBI's taxonomy places the organism in Eukaryota, Metazoa, Platyhelminthes, Trematoda, Opisthorchiida, Opisthorchiidae. Bases 1 to 579 code for a protein of 192 amino acids. The transcript has 3 exons.